UUUUCGAUGCAAGUCUGCAUCAUGCAAGCGCAAGCGCAUGGAUCCACUAUCCUUGAAUGCCAAUGGAGAACCUUAAAGCAAGAACCUAAAUAAGCAAGAAGUUUCUGAUCUCAGUUCUCAUGCUUUUCAAAUUCAAUGCAGUCGUUCUCAUAUUGUCCAGAUCUCAAUCUGCCACCAUUGAUGAGUAGACGAGAACAACCUGUAGAGUUCACACGGACGUUCUCGCGACCUCAAUUGCAGCAGCUCAAAGCAGAAUAGUCAGAUUGACAGCUGUGUUGCUGUUGGCUGCAACCAUGGUGAAGAUCUUUCUGACUGGUGCCACAGGGUACAUUGGCAGCGUGAUUGCAGAGUUUGCCCUCAAGGCCGGUCACACGGUGCGGGGCUUGGCGCGCAGCGAAGCGUCCGCUGAAAAGCUCAGGGCCAAAGGAGUGGAUCCAGUCAUUGGGGACUUGCACACGCUCGACGUUCUGAAAGAAGAGGCACAGAAAGCUGAUGCUGUCCUCCAUCUCGCUUUCAUCCACGACUUUGACAAGUACGAUGAGGCCCUGGCGCAAGACCAGAAGGUGAUUGGCGCUUUCACAGAGGCGCUGGCUGGGACCAAUAAGGUUCUUGUCGGAACGUCAGGUUCUGGUGUAUAUGAGGACACCGGCGAUCAGGUUGCGAAUGAGGAGACGGAGCUGAAGCCCGGACCCGGGGGAGCGGCACGCGUCGCUUCCGAGCAGGCUUAUGUGCAGGCAGCAUCGCGCGGUGUCCGCAGCGCAGUCAUGCGGCUCGCGCUUCACGUUUACGGGCGGAACGGCAGCACCUUCAUACCCAUCCAGAUCGCGAAGGCGAAGGAAGAUGGCGUUGUACGAUACAUCGGCGAAGGGUCAAACCUGACGACCGUGAUACACGUGGAGGACGCUGCAUCCGCAUACGUGUUGGCCGUUGAGAAGCCUUUCACACCAGGCACGGUCUUCAACAUCGGUGACAAAUACGACACCCAAGUGACCGGUAAAAAGAUCGCCGAGGCGAUCGCCGAGCGGCUAUCGCUUUCUCGUAUUGAGAGCGUGCCCUUCGAAGAGGCGGCCAAGAUUUGGAACCCGACGCUCGCCUGGUUCUUCUCGAUCACCAACCGGUACACGUCGGAAGUGGCGGAGAAAGAGCUCGGUUGGAGAGUCCCCGCGGGGCGGUCCAUCUUGAAGGACAUUGUGGAGGGCGGUCGGUUGGCAUCGUAGGAAGAUCGGGUCGUGGCUGAGUUGUAUACUUCCGAGACUGGAAAGACAGAAACGAGGAAGUGAGAAAAUGGGCCUUUCAUCUGUGCUCCGAACGGCAGCCGGAAUUCUGCUUUGGGCUUCGCCAAGUUGCUGGAGGCAUUCCGAAAUCUUAACACAACCGAGUUUUCUUGAUAGAGGGCAUUUACAAAGUGUGCUAUUUUGCUAUAAUGCUCGCUUUGCAGAACCAGAUAGCUAUCCUGCAUGCAGUUUUGAGCCAAAACGUUGUGCAAGCUAACACGUCAACUGACAGUGUUUGGGAUCGAUUCGAGUUGAGCAUGGACUUUAUUGAAUAAGUACUAACCAGUCGCGACGAGGGCCUAAGGGCCUGGCUCCGCAAGUGAAGGUGACAAGAUGACACGUGAUGCGCGCGUUCCGACGCUUGCAUGCGUUGUGCCAUAAUAUAGAUUAAAGCGCUUUGGAUUUAAGUUAAUGGCGACCCUACGCUUAGAACGAUGCAGCCGCUGGCAACGAUUCUAAAUUGAGCUCCGCAGCAACAUACACUCAGCUGCACAUGUGUGCAAGCCAUCCGAGUCUUUGCUUGGCUAUUUGAUUAGUACCUUAGAGGGAGAACAUUUAACUACCCACGCGCAGAACCAAGUCGUCCUCGUUCUUACGAGAUCUUUAGCCUAGAGCUUUCUAGGAGUUCAAUUAGGGCUACCAUAGUGCCGCGGUGCCAAAUCGUGCCCACGUGUCCAUUCAUGCUUCUUAACUAGCCGGAAGAACAUUAGACUCGCGGCCGGAUACAGAUUUGCCAGAUCCUUUGGGCAAGACUACAGUAAGUGGACGGUCCGAAGAGGACAGGGCCCGCGGCUG
Molecule: messenger RNA, 2069 nt
Organism: Klebsormidium nitens
Lineage: Eukaryota; Viridiplantae; Streptophyta; Klebsormidiophyceae; Klebsormidiales; Klebsormidiaceae
Source: the annotation of a GenBank genome assembly